Rhodofomes roseus is the source of this 1689-nucleotide messenger RNA. RefSeq names its product glycoside hydrolase. NCBI's taxonomy places the organism in Eukaryota, Fungi, Basidiomycota, Agaricomycetes, Polyporales, Fomitopsidaceae. The coding region runs from base 156 to 1670 and encodes 504 amino acids. Gene Ontology annotation, molecular function: glucan endo-1,3-alpha-glucosidase activity. The transcript is spliced from 6 exons. The record is from RefSeq and is a predicted model, not a curated record.
GCGCCCCAAGUUGAACUUGUACUCUUCUGCCUGCAUCUGCCCGUCCGUCGCGCUCAGCGCAUCCACUCUCUUUCCCUGUCCUUCCUUCAUCCUGUCCUUCCUUCAUCCACUCUUUGCAUCGCUGACGUUCGCUUGCUACGGUCCACUCACGCACCAUGCACUCACUCGCACUCUUUCAGUUCGUCUUCACUGUCGCCGCACUACUCAGCACCGUACACGCUGCUCCCGUCCCCUCGCCCUUCCGUCACGCGUCGAAAGCGUCUGCCUUGAAGGCUGCUAAGCGCGACGACUCUGGCAAGCUCGUCGUCGCUCAUGUUCUCGUCGGAAACGUAUACCCGUACACCAUCGACAACUGGACCUCUGACAUCCAGCUGGCGUACGACAAUGGUAUCGACGGCUUUGCGCUGAAUGUUGGCUCUGACUCUUGGCAACCCGACCGCGUCGCCGACGCGUACCAAGCUGCGUCGAACCUCGGGCUCGACUUCAAGCUCUUCAUGUCCUUCGACAUGACGGUCCUUCCCUGCACACAAGCCUCCGACGCCUCCACGCUCACAAACUACAUCACUACGUACGCCAGCCACCCGAACCAGCUCCUCGUCAACGGCCAGGUCUUCGCGUCCACCUUCUCCGGCUCCGACUGCACCUUCGGCCAAGGCUCGGCUGCCGAGGGCUGGAACUCUCAGUUUAUCAGCCAGCUCACCGGCCAGAACGCGGUGCACUUCGUGCCGUCGUUCUUCUCCGAUCCGAGCACCUACAGCGAGUUCGACGGCGUCAUGGACGGCACGUUCAACUGGAACAGUGGCUGGCCUGUCUCGCUGACUGUCCAGAGUGCGCAGAGCGCGAUCUCCGGUUUGGCGUCUGCCCUCGGCGACGGAACCUUCGCAAACGCGAUCCAGUCCGCGCUCAACUCGACCAUCGGCACGUUCUCGACCGACCAGACCUACAUCAGCGGGAUGAACUCGCUCUCGAGCAGCAGCAAGACGUACAUGGCCGCCAUCAGCCCGUGGUUCUUCACUCACUACCCGCAGAGCUCCUUCAACAAGAACUGGCUCUACUUGAUGGACUACCAGGGAUACAACUCGCGCUGGGACACAGUCAUCGCCAACCGCGACAGCGUUGACAUUGUUGAAAUCGUCACCUGGAACGAUUACGGCGAGUCGUCCUACAUCGGUCCUAUUGAGGGUGCGCAGCCUGCCGGCACGACCUGGGCUACUGGCUUCGACCACUCUGGCUGGCUCGCGAUGACCAAGUACUACGCUACCGCUUUCAAGACAGGUUCAUACCCUGCCAUCACGCAGGACCAGCUCUUCAUGUGGGCGCGCCCGCACCCGAAGAACGCGCAAGCGUCGAACGACGGCACCGGCCAGCCGACCAGCUACCAGCUCACGGAAGACUCGCUCUGGGCCGUCGCCUUCACGACGCAGCCCGCGACGGUCUCGAUCACCACCGCCUCCGGGACCACGCAGACGACGGACGUGCCCGCGGGCGUGACGCGCCUCUCGAUGCCGCUCAACCCCGGCGCGGGCAUGUCCGCGACGAUGACGCGCAACGGCGCGACCGUGCUGAGCGUGAACCCGGGCACCGACGCGUACACGUUCAACCCGAACCCCGAGACGUACAACUUCAACGCGUUCGUGGCGUACGCGACAGCGAACUCGACUUCCUCGUGAACACAUCCUACUGCCUGCG